Heteronotia binoei (common prickly gecko) is the source of this 4556-nucleotide messenger RNA. RefSeq names its product NFE2 like bZIP transcription factor 1 (gene NFE2L1). Bases 370 to 2664 code for a protein of 764 amino acids. Gene Ontology annotation, cellular component: nucleus. The record is from RefSeq and is a predicted model, not a curated record. Gene Ontology annotation, biological process: regulation of transcription by RNA polymerase II. Gene Ontology annotation, molecular function: DNA-binding transcription factor activity, RNA polymerase II-specific; RNA polymerase II cis-regulatory region sequence-specific DNA binding. The transcript is spliced from 7 exons. NCBI's taxonomy places the organism in Eukaryota, Metazoa, Chordata, Lepidosauria, Squamata, Gekkonidae.
GAGGCCGCGCGGAGGUGGAGAGAAGGGUGGUGGCAGGCGACGGCGGUGGCUGUUUGGGGUUCAGGAGGACCGGCGCUGGGGUCAGGCAGCCCGAAGGCAACAGCGAGUACUCGACGGCGGUGUGUGAAGAGAGAAACGUAUCUGACGAAACCUGCAGCAAGCAGUGGAAGAGUCUUUGAACCUUCCCCUCCUUGGGAAUCUUGGACUCUAGCUGCUCCUUCAGGAACGCUUCUCAGAGCCGGAGGAGGAAGAGGGAGGGGAAAGAAAGUAAAGCUGCAGCUGUUCCAGCGGACUUGUCCCAUCUUGUAGUUGGUGUGGGAAACAAGAAAGACUCAAGGAAGUUGCUGUGUGUGGACUCUGUGAGACAAAAUGCUUUCUUUGAAGAAAUAUUUCACAGAAGGACUCAUCCAGUUCACCAUUCUCCUCAGCCUGAUCGGAGUGAGGGUGGACGUAGAUACCUACCUGGACUCGCACCUUCCCCCUCUGCGGGAGAUCUUUCUGGGCCAGAGCUCAGCUUACACUCAGACGCAGUUCCACAACCUGCGCAACACUUUAGACGGCUAUGUUAUCCAUCCCAAAAGUGUAGACCUGGACUACUAUUUCACAGCUCGCCGGCUUCUUAACCAGGUGAGGGCCCUGGACCGGUUCCAGGUACCCACCACAGAAGUCAAUGCAUGGUUGGUACAUCGAGAUCCUGAAGGCUCCGUCUCCGGUGCCCAGCCCAGCACAGGCAUUGUCCUUGAGAAUGGUGGCAGCUUGCAAGAUGGAACUGUUCCAGACAAUGUGGUGAGGGAAAGUGGAGCAGAGCAAGGCUUUGGUGAAGAGUUGGAAGACUUGGGUGCAGUGGCUCCUCCAAUGAAUGGCGAUCUAACCAAAGAGGACAUUGAUUUAAUUGACAUCCUGUGGAGACAGGAUAUCGACCUUGGAGCCGGGCGUGAGAUUUUUGACUACAGCCACCGCCAGAAGGAGAACGACGUGGACAAAGAAGCCGGCAGCGGGCAGGAGUGCGGGGAUGGCUGGAGGAGCGGAAGGGGCGACGUGGCUGACAGGGCCCUGCUAGUGGAUGGCGAGACGGGGGAGAGCUUCCCUGCCCAGGUGCCUGGUGUGGAGGACCAGACAGCCUUGUCUUUGGAGGAGUGCCUUAGGCUGCUGGAGGCCACAUUUCCCUUUGGAGAGAAUUCGGAGUUUCCAGCUGCAGAUGCCCCCAUCCUGACGGAAGCCGUGCCUAGUGAGAGCGGGCCAUCUGUUGUUCCAAACGGGCUCCUGUCUCCUCUUCUGACAGAGACGGAGCUGCCCUUUGACCUGGAGCAGCAGUGGCAGGACCUCAUGUCUAUCAUGGAAACGCAGGGUAUGGAGGUCAACAGCACAGCGGCCACAGAAAACUUGUACAACAGCACAGGUGGAGACAUCCUGACAACCAAUUACAGCCUUGCGCCUUCCACCCCCAUCAAUCAGAAUGUCAGCCUGCAUCAGGCAUCCCUGGGCAGCUGUGCCCAGGACUUCCCUUCCCUGUUCAGCUCAGAGAUUGAGAGCCCUUCGCUAGCCAGCAGCUCAGCUUUGUUGCAGCUGGUCCCCGACAACUCCACCGGCUUCAGCUCCACCUUCGGCUCAACCAACUUGAGUGGGAUCUUUUUCCCUUCUCAGCUGAACAACACUGUAAAUGACACAGCUGGGCCCGACCUUCCAGAUCCUCUAGGGGGGCUCCUAGAUGAAGCCAUGCUUGAUGAGAUUAGCUUGAUGGACCUGGCUAUCGAAGAAGGCUUCAACCCAGUGCAGGCCUCUCGCCUGGAGGAGGAGUUCGAUUCAGACUCGGGGCUGUCUUUGGACUCGAGCCACAGCCCCGCUUCUCUCAGCAGCUCUGAAGCCUCUUCAUCGUCAUCUUCUGCUUCUUCCUCCUUUUCUGAGGAAGGCGCCGUAGGCUACAACUCAGACUCUGAAAACGUGGACUUUGAAGAGACAGAAGGGGCUGUUGGGUACGAACCAGAGUACAAUAAGUUCUGUCGCAUGAGCUACCAGAACCCUUCCCAGCUGCAUUACCUGCCUUACCUGGAGCACGUGGGUCACAACCACACCUACAACAUGGCCCCCAGGACCUUAGAAACUGACGAGCCCGAGCCAGCCAGUGUGGGAAAGAAGAGUGCCAAGGAGAAGCAGGCCGACUUCCUGGAUAAGCAGAUGAGCAGAGACGAGCACCGAGCCCGAGCCAUGAAGAUCCCGUUCCCCAACGAGAAGAUUAUCAACCUGCCUGUGGAAGAAUUCAAUGAGCUCCUGUCCAAGUACCAGCUGAGUGAGUCCCAGCUGAGUCUGAUCCGGGACAUCCGGAGGCGGGGUAAGAACAAGAUGGCCGCCCAGAACUGUCGCAAGAGGAAGCUGGACACGAUCCUCAACCUGGAAAGGGACGUGGAGGACUUGCAGAGGGACAAGUCGAAGCUGCUCAGGGAGAAGGUGGAAUUCCUCAGGUCUCUACGCCAGAUGAAGCAAAAGGUGCAGAGCCUCUACCAGGAGGUAUUUGGCUGCCUGCGUGAUGAGAACGGCCAGCCCUAUUCCCCAAGUCAGUAUGCCCUACAGUACGCCAGCAAUGGCAGCAUGAUCCUAAUACCACGCUCUUUGGCUGACCAGCAGGGCCGGCGGCAAGAGAGGAAACAGAAAGACAGGAGGAAGUGAGGGGUGGCGACGAUUGGCAGGGGAGUUCAAAACUCACUGAGACUACAUCUCAAGAAGGGCCGAGCCCGGAAGAAGCUGAAGGAACUUUCAUGCCCUUCUUAUCCAAUAUAUCUUCUCAAAACCAUGAUAGCUGCCAGUCAGUGUAUAAGAGCAAGACUGCAGGGCGGGGGGGCCGACAAGUCUGGAGGGGGUAGAAUGGCAAAGCAUGUUGGGAAAGACCUGUGCCCCCAGCAGCCUGGAACCAAUUGUUGGAAUGUUGUGGGGGUGGGAGAGAUUGCUGGCAUAACAUGUAUGUGGGAGGGGGGGUGAGUCGCAGAGGAGGGUAGAAAAGUUGUGUUGUUACAGCUGGGACUUUUUAAGAUAAGGGGGGAAACGUUUUUUUCUGUGGAGGGGUGAAGCAGGCUUAAGAGAGCUUUUUUUUGAACUUCCCAAACAUAGAUAAAUGUCAGGUAUCUGGGUUAGUUUCCUUACCUGUUUUUUGACAUCAGUUGGGUGCAAUUUAAAAACUCAAUUUUAUCCUGCAGUUAGCCAGUAUUCCUUCCUUAGUUCCUGGAGGGGGGGGGGGACACAAGAGCAGCUGGGAAAUGUCAAUUUGGGUUUGGUUAUGGGCUGUUUCCUUAUCCCUUUUGACUGUGUGGGGGGGAAGUGAGGAGUUUCAAUUCAAGGAAUGAACUGGUGCAGCCUUUUUUGGUGGCCUUUUAGCACCUGCCAUAAACACCAGAAGGCUGGGACAGGUUAACAGAACAGCUAAGGUGAUGCCUCUCCCCAUUAAACUCUCGCCAAGCAUGUCACUGCCCACAGCGAGGAACCAGCAUGGGUGCUGAGCUUACUCCCUCAAGAUGCAUUAAGCCGAGAUGGUACACAGUAAACUGCAUGCUCCGGUAACCCAUCUUUCCCACGGAUUGGCUUGAAGAAACUGCUUUGGGGGGAGUAAGUGUGAUCCCUGGCUUCCUCAGCUGGGUUGAGUGUCAGUGUGAUCAUCACUGUUUGGUCUGCCACACAAAUGGGUUUGGUUCCCCUUAAAACAGGCUUCUGGUACUGAGAAAAUUGCCCUCUCAAUGGCAAGCCCCCUUUUCCAAGGGUAGUUGGAUUUUAACGAAUGGUUUUAGAGCAACGUAUGUCUUGUUCUCUCCCCACCCUUUCUCACUGUAGAUUGAUCCUGUAGCAAACACAUGUAGGAAAAGCAAGGGAAAAAUGCCCUCCCUGUCCUGGACAACCAAGGCUGCUGAAUUUUUUUUUUUGCCAUAAUGAGACUGUGAUCCCACAGCUGGCUUCCCUUGGUUCCCUCCCCCUUUUUUUAGGGGGGUGUCGCUCUGACCUCUCCCUGUCCUUUUAAAAAGAGUAAGGCAAAAGAUGAGGGUAGUGCCUUGAACACGGCUGGCCUCUAGCUUCGCGGCAGUCCUCGAAGCUGUUAUAACUUGCAGUAUAGCACAGCUGGUAGCAUUACUGACCUUACCAGCACCUGAGGAGCUUAAUGGCUUUGGGUCCCCCUCCAGCCAGUGUGUGUGUGAGGGUGUAGCACUGAGAUGAGUGCCCUCCGGAGGAUUUGAAGGGGUUUAUGAUGUGCUGUUUAUAUGGCCACCUGGGGUUCCCUAUGAUCUUGCCUUCUUUUAAGGCUGAUUGUUGGAGAGAGAGCAUGGGGAGGUGGGACAGUCGAGCCUCUUGUGCCUGCAAGGUGUGUGACAGCAUGAAAACUUGAAGCACAAAAUGUGUCAAGAGCUGUGGCUGGGGUUUGCUGGGUGCUUCGGAUGGAGCCCUGAUGUGUGCAUGUGUUAAUUUAUUAUUUUUUUUCCUUUUAGAGAUUUUUAUUUUGAAUGGUUUCUGUGAUCUGUUGGGGAGAGGAGAGAGUGAGCAAGCACAGGAUGGAAAAAAUUAAAAAGGCUUAUUCACUA